Caenorhabditis briggsae is the source of this 3330-nucleotide messenger RNA. It is a transcript of the gene Cbr-frm-3, whose product is annotated as Protein CBR-FRM-3. The transcript is spliced from 9 exons. The record is from RefSeq and is a predicted model, not a curated record. Gene Ontology annotation, molecular function: guanyl-nucleotide exchange factor activity. Gene Ontology annotation, cellular component: cytoskeleton. The coding region runs from base 1 to 3330 and encodes 1109 amino acids. NCBI's taxonomy places the organism in Eukaryota, Metazoa, Nematoda, Chromadorea, Rhabditida, Rhabditidae.
AUGUCAAAUAUUCCACGUGGGGUGGGCGCUCCCCCACCCCCAGGUAUGAACUCUUCGAAACGGGGUCGUCUGGUAUGCAUCAAAGUGAGAAUGUUGGAUGAUACUGUAGCCGUUUUCCAUCUUGGCAUUACUUAUAAAAUCUUUAUCCUAAAUUUGAAAUUCCAGCAUAAAGCCAUCGGACAGACAUUGCUCGACGAGGUGUGUCGACAUCUGAAUCUUCUGGAAUGUGACUAUUUUGGGUUGUCUUUUAUCGAUAUCAAUGGGAAUCAUUGUUGGUUGGAUCGUGAGAAGACAAUUUUACGGCAAAUCACAAACGGGUCGACAGACGCAAAAUUUUAUUUUGUCGUCAAAUUUUACACGCCGAAUCCGAUCGACUUGGAGGAGGAAUACACCAGGUAUCUGUUCACAAUGCAAAUAAAACGGGAUCUUGCACUUGGCGAGUUACAUUGCAGUGAUAACACUGCAUCUCUGUUAUCCGCCUAUCUUGUUCAGGUAAUCCCUAUCCAUCAUACCCUAUCUAAAACUACGUUUUACAACUAUCCAGACGCCACCUACUUGUCACACACACGUUUUGUGCCCAAUCAAACGCUAGAAUUUCAAAAGAAGGUGAUGGAUAAUCACCAGAAUUUCAUCGGGAUGACACCUGGAGAAAGUGAUUUGGCAAUGUUGGAAGUGGCAAGACGAUGUGAUUUCUAUGGGGUUAAACUGCAUGCUGCAAAGGAUAUUGACGGAAACGAUGCGGCACUUUCGGUGAUGCAUCUUGGAAUUAAAGUGUUUCGACAGCUGCAACUAGACACGACGUUCUCAUGGGCGAGGAUUCGGAAACUGAGUUUUAAAAGGAAAAAGUUGCUAGUGAAGCUCCAUCCAGAUAGCUAUCAAUACCUCAAAGAAACCGUCGAAUUCUCGUUUGACACUCGAGAUGAGUGUAAAAACUUUUGGAAGAAAUGUGUUGAACAUCACGCGUUUUUCCGAUGUGUUCAAGCUGAGGAACCAAAGAAGGAGACGCGAUUUUUUAUAAGUAAAGGAUCGUCGUUUAGGUAUCACGGAAGAACACAAAAACAGUUGAUUGACUAUGUAAGGGAACAUCACAAGAGGAGGGAACCAUUCACAAGGCCUCUACGAUCCGCGGCAUCUACCCGAAAAGGAACAUAUUCGUCCACAUACGGUCUUGUCUCUGAUCGGCCUACAAAACACCGAAAUGGAUCAGUCAACGAGCCGAACCAAACGAACCCGUACAGCAAGCACCAAAACACGCACUCCUCAAUGCCGCACAUCGCUCAUAUCUCUUCCCAACCAGCCGAUCACUCGUUCUCAGGUACAUUAGAUGCCCGUGUGGGUACAUCAGUGACACGUGACCCCCCUACAACAGUUACCCAACACCGUCUUCGACAGUUGAAGCGCAGUGAGCGCUGCAUUUCUGACGUUGAUACGGUCGAGCGACCGCAACGCUCUUCUUGUAGACCUGUUUCUAAUGCUAUUACUGUUUCCUCUUCCAACAACUCGAAAGAGCAACCUGAUUUGUCUAUUUCUUUGCCUAACGUACUUAGUGAUGAUUUACAAAUGGUGUGUAAAGAAAUUGAAAUGGAGCAAAACGACCCGCCGAAAUCAGUGUCUGGUGACAACUUCCAACAGAGAAGGUCUAGUCGUGAUUAUGAUAAUGUUAGUGAAGACUCCUAUCGGUUAUCUGAUCAUGAAAGGAGCACCAGAUCAGAAGUGGGAGUUGGAUCCAAGUAUGCAGCUGCGACCAUCUUCAAUUCCACUUUUGUUGCUAGAAAACCAGGAAGCAACGUUGUCAAAAGAGUUGUGGCUCAUAGUAAAAGCACUCCGAAUUCUACUGAUGAUGAAGAAGGUGCACUUAAAUCAGCAUCUGAAUAUCAAACUUUCCGGCAUAUCAAAGAAUAUCCAUUUGUAAGAAACACCAAUAUUGUUCCCAUAGAGAUUGAUGGACCAAAUGUGGACUUAUCAUCCCGAAGAUCUCCAUCCGCUACUACCACUACCACCAGAGUUACUCCGAAUACGACUACUACUGUAACAACAACGUCAAAAGUUCUAACAAGUUCCGGUGCGGUUCUGAUGAAACCCAAAGUCAUCUCAUCCAACGAUCGUGAGACAUCAUCUGGACCUCAUUCUUCUAGAGUCUCACCAGAAUCCGGCACCUACGGAGCUCUUGGCCCUUUACCGGGACGUGUCAUUACUAAAGAGAACAUGAUGAUAACUCCAGAAGGGUUCAAGGAGAAAAAACCCAAGCCCAAACCUCCUCCAAAGCCAUCGUUCCCAAUCCAAGCUGUGCAGGCAGAGACUGAAAUCGUUAGAGAAGUCAAAACAGAGCGAGCCGCAAGCCAUCCACUGGUGCAUAUGCAGGAGGAGAUUCCAUUCUCCCGAGCUCCCCUGAAAUUCGAAGAGCAAAAGGAGCGAAAGUCAUCGUUAUCCCGCCCAGCGCUGAUUUCAGUUCAGAGCGAGGAUAAUCCAGAUGUUCAAAAAUGUCAUCUCUUCAACAGCGACAUCCCUUAUACCCUCACUAUGCGGAAUGUUGAAUCCACGCAAUCUCUACCGUACUCCACAUUCAAGGAUGUGGCGACUGCGAAGAAGCAGGGUUAUGAAUCAAACUCACUGAAAAGAGUCUCGAAGAGUCCUGAAUUUAAGCGACGAAAAUCGCUGGACCUUGUGCCACGGAAGCGAUUACCAUCUCCUGGUAACUUCUCUGCACAGGACCACACUAUCUCUCCUACCACUCCAGAUAGCGACGUUUUGGAGUACCUGCUAAGGAGAAGAAGCUUGCUUGGAGAUAAGUCUGCUAUCAAAACUAAGACAAAGAGGACAGAUCCAAGAAGGCAAACUCAGCCAGUCAGAUUUGACCUGCCACCAUCUCCCUGCUCUCCAACUGCCGGAGGAUCCACGCCAUUUAUUUCAAUUUUAAAUGAUGACAUUUUCGAUGAAUGCGUUUCCGAAUCCAGAAGCCUCCACGAAGAUAUGGACCGUCUAGACAAAACCACGCCUCACAAUCAGUCGAUAUCCUCUUUCAUGUCUCAAAAAUCACGGCGGGAUUCGGAAGAUAGUGAUGUAAUGCCACCGCCACCAUAUGAGAUUCUCAAUCGCGCCCAAAUCUCCACGAGCCGUCCUGCACCACCACCGCCACCACCGAAAUCUCUCGCUGCUGCUGUCAAAGUUGCAGAAAUGAAAGCAGCGGCUGCUGGGAAGAUGCCAUUCAGUGGAAAUUCCAAAAACGCCACUGAUUCUCCUCCAUUCAUCGAUGACUCUCCAAAGAAUAGCAGCGCGUCCGAAGCUCCAUCAGUUGUCUCACCUUAUAAGGAUUGUUUUCCGGAUUAUUAA